Messenger RNA from Liolophura sinensis, 1161 nucleotides. Its product is annotated as ependymin-related protein 1-like. The transcript is spliced from 6 exons. Gene Ontology annotation, biological process: cell-matrix adhesion. Gene Ontology annotation, cellular component: lysosome; extracellular region. The coding region runs from base 91 to 765 and encodes 224 amino acids. The record is from RefSeq and is a predicted model, not a curated record. Gene Ontology annotation, molecular function: calcium ion binding. Lineage: Eukaryota; Metazoa; Mollusca; Polyplacophora; Chitonida; Chitonidae.
UAUAAAAGACAUCCUUGUGCGAGGCAUAACAGGCGGUACGAUUCUUGACAUUGUCUCGGUAUUGGCUAACCUGAAGACAAUCUGUCUACCAUGUUACUAUCAACCGUUUUGGUGCUUGCAGUAAGUUGUGUCGCCGUCCACUCCUUCAAAUGCUGUGUGCCUGACCAGUGGGAGGGCGUGCUGGGACUAACUGAGGGGCUUGUUCAGAAUGGACAGCCUGCAUUCGUACAGGGCUAUGUGGCGUUGUCGUAUGACUAUACGAACAAACGGGUUGCGGAGUAUGUUAACUUGACGACACAGGGAGUCCCAACCUUACAGAAAAUUAUCAUUGACUACAAUAAGAAUGUGAUGUACACGAUUAAAGAAGAGGCCAAGUAUUGUCGUGCCGUCCAGCCAGCUCCUCCUCUUAGUCGAUGUGUCCCUGACACAGCCCGUGAGACCAGCCGAUUUCAUCUGGGGGCAGGAAACAACUCCCUUAAGGUGAUAGCCUAUGAGAUUGACGUACCUGACAUGCAGAUUACCGCUGUGACGUCGAUGACUGCACAAGACUGUCUGCCUGUUGGAGAGUUGAUGUACGGGGCAGCCAAUAACGUUCCAUUCCUGGCCAGCAUGGGCUAUGUGAAUAUUGUCCCCGGGAUAAAAGAUCCGAGUGUGUUCAAUGUACCCAGUUACUGUGACAAGGCGGAAAUUAACGACGUCCCUGGGUUAGAAACCGGGAAUUUUAUCACAAGCUACAUUCAUCGGAGACUGGGAUUUUUCCAAUAGUUUAACUCCACCCUCUUUCAGCUUUUUAGACCUACAUGUCAAAACGUGUCAUCAUGAGAGAUGUCUUUACCAUCAGCUUUGUAGUAUACUCUAACCUAAAUAAACUUAACCUGCGGAUGGUCGUGGGUUUCCCCGGGGCCCUGCCCGGUUUCCUCCCACCAAAAGAAGUGAAACAUUCUUCAGUACGGCGUAAACCAACAAUCAAAUAAACAAACAAACAAAUAAAUAAAUAAAUAAAUAUAAAUUUCAUAAACAUUCGUGUACAAUUAAAUUCGACGUUCCCAUUACAAACUAAGAUUCAGGGUAUUGCUAUCUUUAUUAAAUGAUUCUCCUUUCCAUACCAAUAUGUAUCAAAAAGGAUUUGACUCCAAUGUAUGGUAGCCAUGCAGAACUCAU